This is a messenger RNA of Colias croceus (clouded yellow), 1352 nucleotides long. RefSeq lists its product as uncharacterized. Bases 474 to 953 code for a protein of 159 amino acids. The record is from RefSeq and is a predicted model, not a curated record. NCBI's taxonomy places the organism in Eukaryota, Metazoa, Arthropoda, Insecta, Lepidoptera, Pieridae. The transcript is spliced from 4 exons.
UGGGCCCCAAGUCUGCUAUUUUUUAUAAAUUCGUCAUUCCAACACGAUCCCAUUGUCAUUUUGAUAAAAGUUUGUAAUCUGCUAAAUUCAUAAUGGUCGAUCAGUGGUCGGUCAGUGGUCUCGUAAUGGAAUCGUGGCAGAAUGACAUUGUCGUAUUGCCAUUAUUAUAAAACCCGGUAGUAGAAAUGAUUUUCGAAAAACUACUACUAAAUUUUAACAUUUACUCAUGCCAGAUUUCAUUUUUAAACAUUUUUACAUAUUAUUUAAUAAUGUUAUAAGCAAUCUGAAGUAGUAAGAAGUUCGUAAAUAGCAAAAACAUUAAAAUGUGUAACGCGGAUAAAAGUGAAACUCAAUAAUGUUUUAUCUGUUUAGCUGUCAAAGUCAAAUGUGACAUUACUACUUGUUUACAAUUCUAGCGGCCGGUGUUUAGCUAUUUAUUUUCAUUGUGUUUUAUUUAUUUAUAAUAUUGAAAAAUGGUGCUAAUAGAGCAAAUUUCGGCUCUAAUUGAUUUUUUGGAAAACCACCAAGACCUGGCGCUUGGCUACUGCAGCCGCACCAAUGAAGGGCGAAGUUUAAGCAAAAGAUAUUGGAUGGAAUGCGCCCAAAUUUUAAAUUCCAUAUCGGUGGACUGCCCCAAUAAAACUCCCGCAGAAUGGCGCACAUUCUACAAUGAAUACAAAAGCAAAACCUUAAAGAAAAUUAAAUCACAGAAGAGUGAAAUAAGUGCAACAGGUGGUGGUCCUGCAAAAAAAAUAUCAUUAACCCCACUCCAAGAGCGCUUAUACUCAAUAUUAGGGCGAGAUGUAGGAGAGCCACUUCCAGGUGUCCGACACAACCCACUCACUUCUGUCAACAAGAGCCUGCUGCAGUGCCCGACCUUCAAGAAGAUCCCGGUUCACCCUUCGAUGGUCUUGAUAAUUAGGUGCUGCAUAAUUAUUUUCCUCCUAAAUUAAAAGACUGAUUAGUGAUUAUCAUGUUAUUCUUUUUAUUAUAAUAAUAUAAGGUGAAAUUUGUGUUUAUUAAAAUAUUGAAGAUGUUUAUAUUUUGUAUGAAGACUGAUUAUUGAUUUCUUAUUAUUAUUACAACUUGAUAUUGUAACUUGGAUUUUAUAAUUUAAAUGACAAAAUGUCUUUUUGGUUUUAAUAUAGUAUAUAUCUAUAGAUAAGUAUCAGAUUUUUCAAUUGGUUUGAAAGUCUAGUUUAAUAUUAUAAAAUAAAUAUUUAGUUUAUGAGAAAUAAAAAGUAUUUUAAAUGUUGAUUUUUUAACAUAGUAGUUUUAUUUAAAAUUUCAACUUCAUUAUAUUUCAAAAUAGUGGAAUAGAGAUCACAUACCUGUUGCAAGCGGAGUGCUUC